Molecule: messenger RNA, 1975 nt
Organism: Brassica oleracea var. oleracea
Lineage: Eukaryota; Viridiplantae; Streptophyta; Magnoliopsida; Brassicales; Brassicaceae
Exons: 7
Coding region: 134-1975 (613 amino acids)
Biological process (GO): calcium ion transmembrane transport; intracellular calcium ion homeostasis
Cellular component (GO): membrane
Molecular function (GO): calcium ion binding; calcium:proton antiporter activity
Source: RefSeq, a predicted model, not a curated record
AGUUGAGUUUGUUGUUCUCCUCUGUUCUUUUCUUUUAUCUUCAACCUCAGUCACUUAAUAAAACCCAAAGCAGAAAAACUUUCACAAUUUGAAGUUAUAAGUUAUCUUUUGUUUUCACAAUAAAUCAGCUCAUAUGCAAACAUUAUCUUCUAAGCGGACACCUAUCCAUCCACACUGCCCAUCAAAUCUGUUAUUAUUCUUAAUAUCUCUAGCUCUGACCAUCUCUAGUGUGAGCUCCCGUGUCUUAAGUCCUGUCCCUCUAAAUAACUCGAUCCUGAUCUCUGAUGGCAUCCAUGGCGCCUCGGAGUAUGAGUUUCUCACUCUAGAUCCUCCAAAGAACGUCUCUAAAGCAGCUUGCCUUCAUGUCUACGGGUUUCUUCCAUGUGCAGACAAUAUUGGAGGUUAUGCCUUCCAAGUUUUCUCUUUUGGGUGUCUCUUGGUCAUCGGUGACUAUUUCUUGUCUGAAGGAAGAUCAAAACUCUUUGUAAUCUUCGAGGUCGGUUUCUAUGGUGGUAUUGUCUUCCCUCUUCUUACAAUGUUCCCAAGAAUUGUCCUUAUGCUCUCGCCUGGAUUAUCAGCGACCCAUGAUGAUGCUCUGGCGAUUGUGGGUAGCAACGUUGGUGUUACUGUAGGGUACACAGUUUUUGCUCUAACAAUGCAAUGGGGAGCUUGUGUUGUCUUUGGUUUGACUAGCCCUAGUUCAGGCCAGUCAACCCCAAGAGGAUCAAUCAAAAGAACAACCUCUGAUACAAAGAAUCCAAGAAGAGGGUUUUACAGGACGAAGAUACUGAAAAACAUCGUUGAAGCAAACGUAGAUGCGGAUCCUAAGAACAAGAAAUCUGCAGGGAUUAUGCUUCUCACUCUAGCUCCAUUUCUCAUGGUGACAUUGCCUGAUUUACUUGAUGCACAAGCUUGGAGUGACAUCACUAUUUUGAUCACUCUCAUAAUCACCGUUUCUUCAACCUUCAUCUACUUUGUUUACUCGUAUUUUGAUACGGCAGACCAAAAGAAGAGCUUAGAUAAUGCCAAGUUUGAGCUCAUGUCUGAAGUUCAUAAACAUUUGCAAAGCUUUUCGCCUCGAAGCCUUAUAAGAGAUGGACAACUAACUAAAGAGAGCUUGAAAAGUUUGUUUGAUAAGAUCGAUAGGAACAAAGAUGGGAAGAUUCAAAUCUCGGAGCUUAAAGACUUAACCGUAGAGUUUGGAGUUUAUGGAAGAAUGAAAUGUGACAUCAAUGAGUUUGCAAACACUUUACUUGCUGAUUUUGACAAAGACAAAGAUGGUGAGUUAGACGAGAACGAGUUUGAAGAAGGGGUAAUGAAACUACUGAAUCAAUACAAGUUCGACAACCCAGCAGAUACUCCAAGACAGGGAAACACUUGCAUUUACAGAACGGCAUCAGAUUCCGUGCAUGUCAAGAAUCUGUCUCAAGGCGAGGAAGCUGGAGUUUUAAAGCUGGAGAUGCCAAAGCAAACCCUUGUUGCUAAAUUGCUCUCUUUGAGAACCUUAAAAGCUGUCCUUAAAGUCAUUGGUGGGAUGCUAAUGGUCCUGUUUCUUGCUAAACCAUUUAUGAUCAACAUUAAUCUCUUGUCGGUUACAGCUGGAGUUCCUUCUUUCUACGCUGUAUUUGCAGUGAUCCCUUUGGUUAGAAACUUGAAGAACACGUUAUCUGCACAUUUCUGUCGAAAGAAAGAUAAGGCAAGAAUCGCUUCUGAGAAAUUCUCUGAGAUAUAUAGGGAUGUUACAAUGAACAAUCUCAUGGGAAUGUCGAUUGUAUUGGCGAUUGUAUACACCAAAGGAUUGAAAUGGGAUUACUCAACAGAAGCUCUUCUUGCUGUGGUUGUUGGCCUUGCAAUUGGCUUACCGGCUUAUGUGAGAUCAACUUAUCCGUUUUGGAUUUCUGUAUUGGCCUUUGCUAUGUAUAUCUCCUCUCUUGUUUUAAUCUAUCUCCAUUUUCAUUUGAGAGGUCAGAACUAA